GGACCGGAUGCGUUAUGCAUCACCGCGGCCAUCGACUUCGACCCUCUUGUUCAAAUACGUAGCCGUCAGCCUUUCGGGUGCGCGAAGCAUGGCGUCUUCAGGCAGGUCUUACAAUGCAUGUCUCUCUCUCGCUCUCUCUCUCGAUGCGAUUGACAAGCUCAACGAGCUCCAGACGCCGUUCGCGGUGAUUGAAGCCCGUCGCAAGGCCGGCAUCCUGCCCGACUCGGUCCUGGGCAUCGCCAAGAUGAGGACAUAUCUCACACGAAUCGGAUACACACCCGCGGAUCUGGACCGCCUCAACAUCGUCCACGUCGCCGGCACAAAGGGAAAAGGCAGCACCUGCGCCUUCGUCGACUCCAUCUUGUCGCAGUACCAGCAGCGCCCCAACGGCGGCGGCGGCCCCCGGAAGACGGGCCUCUUCACGUCGCCUCACCUCAUGGCCGUGCGGGAGCGCAUCCGCAUCGACUCGCGGCCCAUCUCCGAGGAGCUCUUUGCAAAGUACUUCUUCCAGGUCUGGGACCGGCUCGAGGAGUCCCGCGACGCCCCGGACGAGGACACGCCGUUUGGCUCCAAGCCCGUGUACGCGCGCUACCUCACGCUCGUGAGCUGGCACGCGUUCCUGCAGGAGGGCGUCGAGGUGGCCGUGUACGAGACGGGCAUCGGGGGCGAGUACGACUCGACGAACCUCGUGAAGAAGCCGGUGGCGUCGGGCAUCAGCACGCUGGGCAUCGACCACGUCGCCAUCUUGGGGGACACGGUCGAGAAGAUUGCCUGGCACAAGGCCGGCAUCAUGAAGACGGGCUGCCCGGCCUUCACCAUCGAGCAGCUCCCCGGCGCGAAGCAAGUGCUGCUCAACCGCGCCAAGGAGAAGAACGUCGACCUCAAGGUCUUGAAGAUUGAUCCUCGGCUCGAGGGCGUCAAGAUCAGGCCCAACGCAGUCUUUCAGAAGAAGAACGCGACGCUGGCCAUUGCGCUCGCCGAGACGGUCCUGACGAAGCUCGGCCUCCUCAAGGAGAAGCUUCCCCAAGAGAAGCUCCCGCAGGAAUUCGUCGACGGCCUGGAAAAGUGCGUCUUCAGGGGCCGAUGCGAGGUCAAGCAGGAGAAGAAUGUCAUCUGGCACCUCGACGGCGCGCACACGGCAGACAGCCUGAAGAUGUCGUCCAAGUGGUUCGCCAGCGAAAUCGCCGGCCGGACCGGCCCCAGAGUCAUGAUCUUCAAUCAGCAAGGCCGCAUUGAAGCAAUCGACUUCCUCCAACCCAUCUGCACCACCCUCAAAGCCCUCAACACCUCCUCCUCCGCCUCCGCCUCCGCUUCCAACGAACAACAACAGCAGCAGCAGCAAGACAGACCGGCCUUUGACCACGUCGUCUUCUGCACAAACGUCACCUACGCCCAGACCGGCUACAAGCGCGACUUCGUCAACAACACCAUCGACCCCGCCGAGGUCGACAAGCUCACCGUCCAGCGCGCCUUUGCCGACAAGUGGUCCGCCAUCGAUCCCCAGGCCAAGGUCGUCGUCCUGCCGACCAUCGAGGACGCGCUGAACUACGCGCGCGAGGUGGCCAGGAGCUCUUUGCCUGAGGCUGAGGCUGCAGCGGGAGAGGACAAGGACAGCAAGGUGCUGGUGUAUGUUACGGGGAGUUUGCAUCUCGUGGGGGGCGCGUUGGGGAUUCUUGAGGAGACGGAUGCUUUGUAA
Messenger RNA from Trichoderma citrinoviride, 1696 nucleotides. RefSeq names its product FolC bifunctional protein. Gene Ontology annotation, molecular function: ATP binding; tetrahydrofolylpolyglutamate synthase activity. The record is from RefSeq and is a predicted model, not a curated record. Gene Ontology annotation, biological process: tetrahydrofolylpolyglutamate biosynthetic process. The coding region runs from base 89 to 1696 and encodes 535 amino acids. The transcript is spliced from 4 exons. Lineage: Eukaryota; Fungi; Ascomycota; Sordariomycetes; Hypocreales; Hypocreaceae. Gene Ontology annotation, cellular component: cytosol; mitochondrion; cytoplasm.